This is a messenger RNA of Daktulosphaira vitifoliae (grape phylloxera), 1855 nucleotides long. RefSeq lists its product as uncharacterized. The record is from RefSeq and is a predicted model, not a curated record. The transcript is spliced from 4 exons. NCBI's taxonomy places the organism in Eukaryota, Metazoa, Arthropoda, Insecta, Hemiptera, Phylloxeridae. Bases 14 to 988 code for a protein of 324 amino acids.
UCAAGUCACCCAUAUGAAUGACCAUAUUUUCUAUUCUCUAGACCAUUCUCUAAUUCCUUUGAUGGAGAAUAAGGCAAAAAGCACAUCUAAAACAUCAAAGAAGAAAAAAUUCACAACCGUUGCAAUUGAAUUGAGUGAUAUGAGUACAACAAAUAAAAGUAGGGGUGACAAAAAUAAUUAUGUACCUAACAUCAGUAGAGAACAAAAAACGAAAACUUCUGAAGAUACAGCAGUAUCGGUCCCCUUGUUACAUAUUUGGCCGAGUAGAAGAAGCAGUAGUAAUAAUUUAUCUUCUCAUAAUCGAAUAGUUAUAGAGAACAAUUUAGCAAUCCACAGUGGAGAUUCCGGUAUUGAGUCAACACAAGCGAGUCCAAUUCAAAAAAGCAACAUAAAUGUGAAUACUUGUGGAGUAGAAUUUGAUGAUAAUAUUACUGCAGGGCCUUCUGGUACUAACAGGCGAUUCAGUUCAAUUUUCUUACAUCCAGAUCGAGCUCGCUAUUCAAAUCGUUCUAAUACUAUUGCCUCAACGUCGAGAGAUAACAUAGAAAUUGACAUGGGUGGCGAUUUUGAAGGUAGUCUAUCAGCAGCAUCAUCGGAUGCUUCAUCAUUGAUGAGUGUAUCCGGCGUAUGUUGGCAAGGUGCUCGAAAUUCGGAUCCUUGGGGACGUCGGCGUAGCUCUACGUGGACUGGUCGGUUUUCAGAUGUGACAGACCCAGAAUUUGCUCAUCUACGGAAUAUAGCUCGUGGAAGUGUUGGAAUGCAUAGCCUUUCAGAAUCUUUACAAAAGCUGACAUUUACGCAAACAUUAGCUUUUCCAGAAUUAGCAAGAAAACUUGCUACUAAACGUCGACAGGAACAGCUUCGUGAAGCCGCUACUAUUCAUAGGCAAGAUGAUUUUGAGGCUUGUUCAAAAUUUGUGGCAGUGGCUGGUGUUUUUUUACUUAGUCUGAUGGUGUAUGGUGUAGUUGUAAAAUAUGCUAAAGUAUAAGAUUGGUCGCCCCGAAACUUGAGUUCGGGGCACGAGUUUAAUCAGACAGCAGUAUACAAUCUUACUGAUGCGCAUUUGUCAGCGGCUAAUAUCAGUGGAUAUGGACCGUAUAAUCAUACUAUGAUGGAUAAAACAAUUACAAGUGAUAACAAACGAUCGAGUUGUAACUAUACGGCUCUCGGAGGUAGUAAUAAAAAUGGCAUGUCUUCCUCUUCAGGUAACUGUACAACAGCUACUGAAACUGCUUCAGCAGUCAAUAUCUCGACGACAAGUUCAGCUAUCAUGAUUUCUACUCCUGCUAUGACCAUAACCAUUUCCAUUCUAAACCCAUCAACACCAAAACAUGCCCCUUUGUCACAAACAUUGACUACGGCAAAAGCACAGCCAGCCACCAAACAUUCUCUACCGUUGUGGAGGCGUUUACUGAAAUCGUCAACAGUAAAUUAUGAUUUCAGUCAAAAUCUACUUGUUGAUCUCAAAAAAAAAAAUUAAUAAUAAUGAUAUAAAUUAUUAAUAGGAUUUACUAAUUAUAACAAUCUAUAAUAAACUGUUCAUUUUACAAUUAUUUUAAAGAUAGGAACUAGCAUGUUAGAAUAUAGAUUUAGUUACUUUUAAAUUUGUUUCUAUUGUAUAAAAACAUAAAUGCAACACAAAUUUAAACCAAAAUAUAUAAAAGUUUUAAGAAACGCUCAAAAUUUUAAACAAGAGGAGUGAUAUAAAAAUGAUAAAAUUGAUUUUAAUAUAGUUAGUUUAAUGAUUAAUGAAAAACUAUCACAGGUUCUUCUUAUCCAUUUCAAAUAUCAAUAUCAAGUAUUCUACCAUAAAUAAAGUUCUACAUACAUUAAAAAUCAACCAUUUGUAAAUCAA